GUGGGCUCCUUCUUCAUGAUUAACCUGUGCCUGGUGGUCAUCGCCACGCAGUUCUCGGAGACCAAGCAGCGGGAGCACCAGCUGAUGCAGGAGCAGAGGGCCCGGUACCUCUCCUCCAGCACUGUCGCCAGCUACAUGGAGCCAGGAGACUGCUAUGAGGAGAUCUUCCAAUACAUCUGCCACAUCAUGCGCAAAGCCAAACGCCGCACCCUUGGGCUGUACAACAGCAUACAGAGCCGGCGCCAGGGCCAUGUGGAGUCGAGCGAUGCUAAGCUAGGCAUGAACAGGAAAAGCCAGAGGCACUACAGGCUUUGCCAGCAGCACAACUCUCUUGACUGCCCUCCUCAGGACUUGGUCCAGCCCAUUGCUGUGACAACAACCUCUGAUCCCACCAACUGUCCCCGAUGCCAUAAGGGGGAGCACAAAGCAUCCCGAAGGCUCUCUGUCCUGGAUAGCGCUGACUCAGACCAGGAGGAUGGGGGAGCCGGCGAAGAGGAGGAAGAGGGAAGCAGAGAGAACCAGGGUGCCUCCACGCUGGAGAAGGAGGGGGAGGAAGAGGUGGAAGAAGGCGGACGGCUGAAGCUCUGUAGUGACAUGUGGAGAGAGGUGAGGGUCAAGCUUCGAGGGAUUGUGGACAGCAAGUACUUCAACCGUGGGAUCAUGAUCGCAAUCCUAGUGAACACUAUCAGCAUGGGCAUCGAGCACCACGAGCAGCCAGAGGAAUUGACCAACAUCUUGGAGAUCAGCAAUGUUGUCUUUACAAGCAUGUUUGCCCUGGAGAUGAUCCUGAAACUUGCUGCUUUUGGUCUCUUUGAUUACCUCCGCAACCCCUACAACAUAUUUGACAGUAUCAUCGUCAUCAUCAGCAUCUGGGAGAUCAUCGGUCAGUCGGACGGGGGCCUCUCUGUGCUGAGGACUUUCCGUCUCCUUCGAGUGCUGAAGCUGGUGCGUUUCAUGCCCGCGCUGCGACGCCAGCUUGUGGUGCUGAUGAAGACUAUGGACAAUGUAGCCACCUUCUGCAUGCUCCUCAUGCUCUUCAUCUUUAUAUUCAGCAUCCUGGGAAUGCACAUCUUUGGUUGCAAGUUCAGCCUCAGGACAGACACAGGAGAUACGGUUCCUGAUCGGAAAAAUUUUGACUCCUUGCUGUGGGCCAUUGUCACUGUAUUCCAGAUCCUAACCCAGGAGGACUGGAAUGUUGUGCUCUAUAAUGGCAUGGCUUCCACCUCGCCAUGGGCAUCCCUCUAUUUUGUGGCUCUCAUGACGUUUGGCAAUUACGUGCUCUUCAAUCUGCUAGUGGCCAUCCUCGUGGAGGGGUUCCAGGCUGAGGGUGAUGCCAACCGGUCAUACUCAGAUGAAGAUCAGAGUUCAUCAAACAUGGAGGAGUUAGAUCAGUUCCAAGAGGUCCAGGAAGGCUCAGAUCCCAAGCUCUGUGCAAUUCCUGUGACACCUAAUGGACACGUGGACCCAUCCUUGCCCUCUUCCAACCCAGCAGUGGCUGCUGGGGGGGUCACCAACUCUUCACGCAACUCCCUGCAGCCUGACCAGAUCCGUGUUGCUGUUGGCUCCCGAAAGAGCAGUGUGAUGUCUCUGGGGAGAAUGACCUAUGACCAGAGAUCCUUGUCCAGCUCCCGCAGUUCCCACUAUGGUGCCUGGGGCCACAGUGGGGCCUGGGGGAGCCGUCGCUCCAGCUGGAAUAGCCUGGCCCGGGGACACAGCCUGAAGAACAAACUUCCCUCUGCUGAGCACGAAUCCCUCCUGUCUGGGGAAAGGUACAGGGUGGCAGAUGGGGAGCCUGAUGGGACAGGAAGGGUGUUUCACCACCGUCGGACACUCUCCCUGGACAACAAAGGCUCCUGUGAUCUGCUGGAGUUGGCCUCAGUCCCCUCCAGCCACAGAGUGACCUGUAAGCUUGGAGCAGCAUCCGGGGCUGGCGAGCAUCAAGAUUGCAAUGGCAAAAUGCCUAGUAUUGCCAAGGAGAUCUUCCCAAAGAUGAAUAACCGCAAGGAACGGGGAGAGGAUGAUGAAGAGAUAGAUUAUAGCCUGUGCUUUCGCAUCCGGAAGAUGAUGGAAGUCUAUAAACCAGAUUGGUGUGAGUUACGGGAAGACUGGUCCAUAUAUCUUUUCUCUCCACAAAACAGGUUUCGCCUCCUCUGCCAAACUGUCAUUGCUCACAAGCUUUUUGACUACGUUGUGCUGGCCUUUAUCUUCCUGAACUGCAUUACCAUUGCCCUGGAGAGACCACAGAUUGAACACAGAAGCACGGAGAGAAUCUUCCUCACUGUGUCCAACUACAUUUUCACAGCAAUUUUUGUAGCGGAGAUGACACUUAAGGUGGUCUCUCUGGGCCUGUAUUUUGGGGAUCAGGCUUAUCUCCGCAGCAGCUGGAACGUCUUGGAUGGCUUCUUGGUCUUCGUGUCUCUCAUUGACAUUGUGGUCUCUGUGGCUUCUGCUGGUGGUGCCAAAAUCUUGGGGGUGCUGCGGGUCCUCCGGCUGCUGCGCACCUUACGUCCCCUCCGAGUCAUCAGCCGAGCCCCUGGCCUGAAGCUCGUGGUGGAGACACUCAUUUCUUCCCUCAAGCCCAUAGGAAACAUUGUCCUCAUCUGCUGUGCUUUCUUCAUCAUCUUUGGCAUCCUGGGUGUGCAGCUCUUCAAGGGCAAGUUCUACCACUGCCUGGGAGUCGACAUCAGGAACAUCACCAACCGGUCUGACUGCGUGGCCGCCAACUACAAAUGGGUGCACCACAAGUAUAACUUUGACAACCUGGGACAGGCUCUGAUGUCACUCUUUGUUCUGGCUUCCAAGGAUGGCUGGGUCAAUAUUAUGUAUAAUGGACUAGAUGCUGUGGCUGUUGACCAGCAGCCAGUGACCAACAACAACCCCUGGAUGCUCCUUUACUUCAUCUCCUUCCUCCUCAUCGUUAGCUUCUUUGUGCUCAACAUGUUCGUGGGAGUGGUGGUGGAGAACUUCCACAAGUGCCGGCAGCACCAGGAGGCAGAGGAGGCACGCCGGCGGGAGGAGAAGCGCUUGCGCCGGCUGGAGAAGAAGCGAAGGAAGGCGCAGCGUUUGCCGUACUAUGCUACCUAUUGUCCCAUACGCCUCCUUAUUCAUUCGGUCUGCACCAGCCACUAUCUGGACAUCUUCAUCACUUUCAUCAUCUGCCUCAACGUCGUCACUAUGUCCUUGGAGCACUACAACCAACCUGUGUCCCUGGAGACCGCCCUCAAGUACUGCAACUACCUGUUCACCACUGUCUUUGUGUUUGAGGCAGUCCUCAAGCUGGUGGCAUUUGGUCUGCGGCGAUUCUUCAAAGACAGGUGGAACCAGCUAGAUCUGGCCAUUGUGCUGCUGUCUGUCAUGGGCAUCACAUUGGAAGAGAUUGAAAUUAAUGCUGCUCUCCCAAUUAAUCCCACUAUCAUCCGGAUCAUGAGGGUGCUGCGUAUUGCCCGGGUCCUGAAGCUACUGAAGAUGGCCACAGGAAUGCGAGCACUGCUGGAUACAGUUGUUCAAGCCCUGCCACAGGUGGGAAACCUCGGACUGCUUUUCAUGCUCCUCUUUUUCAUCUACGCUGCUCUAGGAGUGGAGCUCUUUGGAAAACUCGUAUGCAAUGAUGAGAACCCCUGCGAGGGCAUGAGCCGCCACGCCACCUUUGAGAACUUUGGGAUGGCCUUCCUCACGCUCUUUCAGGUGUCCACAGGAGACAACUGGAAUGGGAUCAUGAAGGAUACCUUGCGUGACUGCAGCCACGAUGACCGGAGCUGCCUCAGCAACCUGCAGUUCAUCUCCCCACUGUACUUUGUCAGCUUUGUGCUCACAGCCCAAUUUGUCCUCAUCAAUGUGGUGGUAGCUGUGCUCAUGAAACACCUUGACGACAGCAACAAGGAGGCCCAGGAGGAUGCAGAGAUGGAUGCGGAGAUUGAGCUGGAAAUUGCACAUGGGCUGUGCUCCCGCAAGUCAGGCUCCCCAAGUUUAGGACAGGGAAAAGGAGCAGGAACAGGAGGAGGCAGUGGAAGAACAGAUCCUGAAGGACGUCUGUGCAUGAGAUGUUACUCUCCAGCACAGGAGAACUUAUGGCUGGACAGUGUCUCUUUAAUUAUUAAGGACUCCUUCGACGGGGAGUUAAUGAUCAUCGAUAACCUAUCGGGCUCCGUCUUCCAUCAUUACUCCUCGCCGGCCAUGUGCGAGAAGUGUAACCAUGACAAGCAAGAGGUCCAGCUGGCUGAAAUGGAAGCAUUAUCCCUCAACUCAGACAAGUCCUCUUCCAUCCUUCUAGGAGAUGAAUCAGACAAUCGCAGCACUUCUCAGCUGAGUCCUAAGGAGAUGAAGCACGAUGGCCAGAUCAGCCCUGACUCCAAUGGGGUAGGCGAUCUGGGGGAAUGCUUGCUCCCAAUAUCCAGUGCAGAUGGCUCUACAAACCCAGACAGUUACUUGUGUGAAAUGGGGAAAACUCCUUUCAACUCAGUCCAGUCUUGGCUAAAGCAUGAAAGUACCAAAGUCCCUCCCAGCCCCUUCUCUCCAGGUGCAUCUUGCCCUCUGUUGCCUGUACCAGCAGAAUUUUUCCACCCAGCCAUCCCUGCCAGCCAGACAGGGCCUGAGAAAGUCUCGUGUCCACGCAACCUUCCUAAGAUCUCUCUGCAAGGCUCAUGGGCAUCACUGAGAUCUCCAAGUGUGAACUGUUCACUUCUUCAUCAGGCUCCCGAGAGUGAUACCUCGCUGGACAGCCGGAGAAGCAGCGGCAGCCUGCAGACCACACUGGAGGACAGCCUCAACCUCAGCGACUCUCCCCAGUGCACCCUGGACCUCCCAGUGGCUCUGUGCCCCAUGCCAGUUGCCAGCAACCAAAG
Pterocles gutturalis (yellow-throated sandgrouse) is the source of this 4841-nucleotide messenger RNA. RefSeq names its product voltage-dependent T-type calcium channel subunit alpha-1I-like. The record is from RefSeq and is a predicted model, not a curated record. The transcript is spliced from 29 exons. The annotation marks the transcript as partial. Lineage: Eukaryota; Metazoa; Chordata; Aves; Pterocliformes; Pteroclidae. Gene Ontology annotation, cellular component: voltage-gated calcium channel complex; plasma membrane; voltage-gated sodium channel complex. Gene Ontology annotation, molecular function: voltage-gated sodium channel activity; low voltage-gated calcium channel activity. Gene Ontology annotation, biological process: neuronal action potential; membrane depolarization during action potential; calcium ion transmembrane transport.